AUGAGACUCGGCAAGAUCCCCAAGGUCACGCCGUCAGGCCUCCGAAUCAACCAGAGCAGGCUGUGGGAGACCAUCCACGAGACCUGCAAAUGGGGCGCGGCGCAUCGGUGGGGGGAGGGUCCCAACGAUACAGGGAUGGCUCGCCUAACACUUAACAACGAAGACGCGCGAGUGCGCCGGUGGUUCGCAGACGAAGUGCAGAAACUCGGGUGCACGCUGGCCGUUGAUCAAAUGGGGAAUAUGUUUGCGAGGCAGAAAGGGAGUCUGGGGUCUUCGAGGCCCAUGAUUGCAAUGGGGAGUCAUCUCGACACGCAGCCUAGGGGGGGUCGGUAUGAUGGGAUUCUGGGGGUUGUUGGGGCGUUGGAGGUGCUGAGGACGAUGAAGGAGAGUGGGUUUCGGACGAACUAUGAUGUUGGCAUUGUGAAUUGGACUAAUGAGGAGGGGGCCCGCUUCCCGAAGUCGAUGUGCUCGUCCUGCGUCUGGGCCGGAGCCAUUCCCAUCCAGGCAGCGUGGGAUCUGCGCGAUAUUCAAAAUAACAAGGUUACUCUCCGCUCAGAGCUCGAAAGACACGGUUACCUCGGCGAUAUUUCCUGCUCGCACGAAGCAUACCCUCUCGGCGCGCACAUUGAGCUUCACAUUGAGCAGGGCCCGAUCCUGGAAGAAACCGGGCGCUCGGUCGGAGUCGUCUUAGGUGCCCAGGGCUACCGCUGGCUCAAGUUCACCGUAACCGGGAAAGACGCGCACACAGGGACAACACCAUUUAGUGCAAGGAAAGACCCCCUUCUCGCAGCAAGCAAGAUGAUAGUCGCGAGCAACGAGAUCGCUAAGAAACACGGAGCCCUGGCGUCGACAGGUAUCCUGAAGAUCCCGGAUAACUCCUCAACCAACACCGUUGCUUCAGAGGUAGUCUUCACCCUUGACAUCCGGCACCCAGACGACGCUGUCGUCCAUGCCGUGGAGGAAGAGUGCCUGCGUUCUUUCCAAGCCAUCUCCACUCAGGACGGAAAAGGCGUUACCCUGAACUGGACAGUUGACACCGAUUCCCCGGCCGUGAAGUUCCAUCCCGACUGCACCAACUCGAUCAAGGCUGCGGCCGAAGCAUUAGUUGGCAAGGAGGGCUGGAUGGAGAUGACAAGCGGCGCGGGCCACGACAGCGUGUACACGAGCCGACACUGCCCGACGGCCAUGAUCUUUGUCCCGUGUCGAGACGGAGUAAGCCAUCAUCCUACUGAGUACUGCGCGCCGGAGGAUUGCGCCCUUGGAGCCCAGGUUUUGCUGGAGAGUGUUGUUAACUAUGACCGGGCUCUGGUGGAGAGGACAGAAAAGCAAUAG
Aspergillus mulundensis is the source of this 1332-nucleotide messenger RNA. Its product is annotated as M20 family metallo-hydrolase. The transcript is spliced from 4 exons. The coding region runs from base 1 to 1332 and encodes 443 amino acids. NCBI's taxonomy places the organism in Eukaryota, Fungi, Ascomycota, Eurotiomycetes, Eurotiales, Aspergillaceae. The record is from RefSeq and is a predicted model, not a curated record. Gene Ontology annotation, molecular function: hydrolase activity, acting on carbon-nitrogen (but not peptide) bonds, in linear amidines.